Cantharellus anzutake is the source of this 1520-nucleotide messenger RNA. RefSeq lists its product as uncharacterized. Lineage: Eukaryota; Fungi; Basidiomycota; Agaricomycetes; Cantharellales; Hydnaceae. The record is from RefSeq and is a predicted model, not a curated record. The coding region runs from base 9 to 1220 and encodes 403 amino acids. The transcript has a single exon.
UUUCUUUAAUGGAUCAGCUUCGGGCCUGUUUUCCUUGCUUCCAUGGCGCUGCUCACGAAAGCGACAAUGAAGAAGACCAACGUGCACCAGAACUAGAUGGUUUAUUGUUCAACUCUGAAAAUGAGCAAACUGGUGCAGAAGCAGACGCAAUGUCCUUGCACUCCAAUGUCGGAAGACAUGGACAGUCUAAUCGGAGACGGGUUCGACAAAAGGGCUCUUCCAAACCAAAGACCAUCCGGCUCUUCGGCUAUAAUCUUUUUGGACGAAGAUCAACCAAUCCUCCUUCUCCCUCUCAGUCAGAAGACGAGGCUCCCGCAUUUGAAGGCCACCAAAGAAUCCGGACCAUCUCUGGCGCUUCAUUGGACCCAGACGCGACCCCUUUACCGGAUUCUGCGAUCGACAGCAUAUCUCGUGGCGUGAAUGUAUGGACCUCGUCACUAACAGAUGAGCAAAUAGCUCAGGAGGAAGAGGAGCAGCGAGAGAGGGAGGAAAGGCGCGCUAGAAGAGCUGCCCGUCGUCUGCGGAAGCAACAGCUUGCUGAAUCUGCGGAUGUUCAAAAUGAGGGUGCAGUGUUCGAAGGGUUUCCUGGUGGGGAUGGGACUCUUGCGCGUGACUCGUUUCGUCCAUCGUUGCAAGAAUUGGAGUUUGACACCCACGAGUUUGGCCCAUAUGUCGAGGCACACGGGACAAACGCUCUCCCCGAGCAAGAGGAGCCCGACGAGGAAGUGGACGUUGGCGGGGAGUAUAAUCGCAGGUCAAGGUCGAGCACCAAAUACGGAUCUGGGGACGGAAGUAGCUCGUGGUCACGGUCGCACGCUUCUUCUGCUCUUACAGAUGGAUCCCUCUUUGUGCCUCUCGCCUCAAGCUCAAGGCGGCCAGCCAAUCUUAAUCUUAUCCAACAACGGCAGGCCCCUCAUAACGUUCCACUCCCUCCUUCCUCUGUGGGCUCUUCAGACGGACGUCGCACGCGGAAAUCCAAAUCAGCUAACCACGCUCGUUCGCCAUCCUCCGCAUCGACUUCUCAGCCAUCAUCUAUCCCUUCUCCCAUUGAACCCUACCCAUACAACCCCCAGAUCAGGGGCGAUGAUUACGGGGAAGGUGUGACGGUUAGUACGCAAGAUCACAGUUUCCCCAGUGCCGGUUUCACGAUACCGAAAACCGGGAGACAAGGCUUGCAGGCCAGUCAGGGUGUCGCCUUGGCCUGGAAUGGUGAUUUAUAACGGGGCCUUCACGUUGAAAUGGUUUCACGAGUCAUUCGGGUUUCAUGAUAUUAGUAUUACCAACUCCUCUUGAUGUUACACUACUCGUACAGAGAACACCUGAUGAGACUUAUAUAAUAGGCAGUCUAUACGCGUUUGAACGCUUCGACAAAUUUCAUGGCGGCAUUACCAGUCUGUUCGUCGAUGAAUUGCCCGAUCUCGUCGGCUCCUCGAGUGUUUUCGAUUGCUCUGGCGACACUCCAUGCAAGGAAGUCGGACUGUGAGCCCUCCCACCUCCGCUUUUCAGGGUCUCUUUGUCCA